Molecule: messenger RNA, 852 nt
Organism: Lodderomyces theae
Lineage: Eukaryota; Fungi; Ascomycota; Pichiomycetes; Serinales; Debaryomycetaceae
Gene: SEC65
Product: RNA-binding signal recognition particle subunit
Exons: 1
Coding region: 1-852 (283 amino acids)
Biological process (GO): SRP-dependent cotranslational protein targeting to membrane, signal sequence recognition; SRP-dependent cotranslational protein targeting to membrane
Cellular component (GO): signal recognition particle, endoplasmic reticulum targeting
Molecular function (GO): 7S RNA binding
Source: RefSeq, a predicted model, not a curated record
AUGUCUAGAAGACCAGUGUUGGAAGAAGUAGACGACGAUGAGAUUGACAAUCUCGAUAUGGAUAUUGCAGAGUUCGAUCCUAACUUGAAGACUCCAGUGGCUCCAAAGAGACCUGAACCUACAAUUGUUCGUUCGCAAGACCAAAAUCAAGAACCACCCUUGUUUCCUCAAACACCAUUUGGAAAUGUUGCUCCUCCGUCCGCACAACAACAGUCACAACAACCUUCAACUAGAAGUAAUAUUCUUGAUCCUGAGAACUUUACUCCCGAACAAAAAGCCCAAUUUGAAAAGUUUCAAAUUAUAUAUCCAUGUUAUUUCGACAUAAAUCGUUCUCAUAAAGAAGGAAGGCGAGUCAGUAUUGACCGAGCAGUCGAAAAUCCGUUAGCUAUAACCAUAUGCGAUGCAUGCCGCGCAUUACAAAUCCCGGCAUUACUAGAAUUGGACAAGACGCAUCCUCAGGAUUUUGGCAAUUCUGGACGAGUAAGAGUAUUAUUGAAGGACUUCAAGAACGACAACAAACCCAUUGAUCCGAAACUUGCCACCAAGAGAAGUUUGUACAACAAGAUUGCGGAUUACUUGGCGGACCACCCAACAAGUUUAGAUAGUGUGGGUGCCAAGAGUGGAAUUGCCAUUCCUCCAGAUUUCCAAAGAGAUUUUAAAGUGGAGGAGAUUCCCAAGGUCAAGGGUUUUAGGAUGAACACGAUUGUUCCUAUUCAUUCCAACUUCACUAUGAAACACCCCAUGACCAAGAGUAUCUAUGACGUUGAGCCUGAGACUAAUGCAAACGCAAUUCAAAACAAGCCAAAUGUGCCAAAGGCACCCAAGAAGAAAAUAAUGAAAAUUCGUGGAUGA